Kwoniella botswanensis is the source of this 3144-nucleotide messenger RNA. RefSeq lists its product as uncharacterized. Gene Ontology annotation, molecular function: inositol hexakisphosphate binding. Lineage: Eukaryota; Fungi; Basidiomycota; Tremellomycetes; Tremellales; Cryptococcaceae. The record is from RefSeq and is a predicted model, not a curated record. The coding region runs from base 1 to 3144 and encodes 1047 amino acids. The transcript has 19 exons. Gene Ontology annotation, biological process: cellular response to phosphate starvation; phosphate ion transport. Gene Ontology annotation, cellular component: plasma membrane; Golgi apparatus; cytoplasm.
AUGAAGUUUGGACGGUAUCUAGUGGAAAAUCAAACGCCAGAAUGGAAACGAGCCUAUAUAGAUUAUCGACUAUGUAAGAAGAAGAUCAAGGUGGUCGCGAAGAGGUUAGGACAAGUGAAAGAGCGUAAAGAAGGUGAAGGCGAGGAGGAUGACCAGGAUGGUGAUUCCUCAGGAGCGGAUGAUGAUCAUGGGCCAUCUGCUCCUCCGAGAGAAAGACAUACGCCGGAAACAAUCAAGGGGUCACUGAAGCUGAGGAUGACAGCUAGUGGGGCUGAUACACCGAGGUUGAAUAGGUGGACUUCACGUGCAUCAGAACGAAGUCAAAAAUAUGGAUCAACCGGUACAAGUCCCAGACCACCUCAACCUUCUUCCGAGCGACCCAUCCCUCCCCCUCUGGACUUGGGCUCUCCAAGUGUCAAUUCGAACGAAACCAACGUCCAUAAACCCGAUCCGAGUCCAAGACCGCAAGAUGACUCUUCGCGACCCUCACGAUCCAGAGCAGAUAGCAGCUCGCGAUCUAGGAAGGGGGUUGUGUUCAGUCCUAACCUCAAAGCAGAUGCCAUAGUGGAGACCACCAUCGAAGAGCAAUCUGAACAUUCCAGACGAUCAAGUGGUAGUAACGACCUGAUAGAGAGUGAUUCCGGUACACCUUUAACCAAGCCUACGGCUUCUCAAAAGGAUGAAGUCAGUGAAGGAAGAAGGGGAUCGACAACAACGGCUAAAAGUCCAAAAUUGUGGAGUCCGAGAUUAUCCAGUUCUGCAGCUACGCCUAGAGAUAGCUCAUCGGCCGCUGAUACCCCUCGAGGUGUCAAGAGUCCAAGACUGGGCCCAAGAAGCUUAAGAUCAAUGACAUUGCCUUCUCCUGCACUACCACUACGUCCUGCCGGUCCACCAGUACGUACAGCAGACAACUUUGACGAUCUGUAUAAACAGCUCGAACAAGAUGAGAAGGAUUUCUUCGACUUGUUAGAACACGAGCUAGACAAAGUUGAGAAUUUCUACGUGGCAAGAGAAGGGGAAGCUAUGAGGCGAGCGCAUGAUUUGAGAGAUCAAUUGAGGGAAUUGGCAGAACAUAGGAAAAUCUAUCAUGAACUGUAUCCACAUGGAACACCAGAAUGGGAAACCAAAGUACAAAGAAUCUUACCAAUUCCUCAAGCCGCUACGAAUGUUCCUGCGUUUAAUAAGUUUAAACAGAAGCUAGGCUUAGGACCUCCAGAUACCGAUGUGUCUCAGAACGGUACAGGGAAUAAUCUGCAGGUUCCCGGUACGCAGGGACCGAAAAGAUCGAAUUCACCUAUACCGAUGAUGUCUGAGAACGAACGAAGUAGCUUGAGGGAGGCGAUGAGGGCCGAUAAAGACCAUCAAACGUAUAAUCCGGAGAGGUAUCAGAAAUAUAAGAAAGAACUGAAAUUAGCUGUGUUGGAGUUUUAUAGACAGUUGGAACUGAUCAAGAAUUAUCGGAUCAUGAAUCUUACUGGAUUUAGGAAAGCUUUGAAAAAGUUUGAGAAGACCACUAAGAUCACAUGCCUGGAAAUGUACACCGACGAACGUAUCUCAAAGGCUACUUUCUCCCAAUCUGAAGCUAUAGAUGGAUUGAUCAAGCAGAUUGAGGAUCUAUAUACGAUACAUUUCGAACAUGGAGACAGUAAACGAGCGAGAGAUAAGCUCAGGCGGCAGACUACGGAAAAGACUCAUUACGACUCUGUAUUCAGGUCGGGUAUUAUGAUUGGCAUCGGAUUACCUGCAGCCGUGUUCGCUUUGAUUGAAUCAAGCAAAUCCCACGUCCGAGAAGAAAUCCCAGUGUGGGGAGCGUUACUUCAAGUCUAUGGUGGACUAUACCUUCCUAUCAUGUUUGCGAUGCUAUUCCAAUUGAACUUGGGCGCCUAUGUCGCUGCGAGGAUCAACUAUGAGUUCGUCAUGGAAUUGACUAGACCCACUAUUGAUUAUCGAUCUUUCUUGGAGAUCCCCGCAUUCCUGUUCUUAACGCUAUCAUACUGCUUCUAUUUUACCUUCGCUCAGAUUGGAAGCGAAAACGUGUCUCCUACCACCUGGCCUUUAGCUUGGCUGGUCUUUACCGUUGUAUUUUUCCUAAAUCCUCUACCGGUCUUGAGAAGGGGUACGAGAUACUGGUUAUUGAAAGUUUUAUUCAGAGUUAUCACACCUGGAUAUAGUAGAGUCGAGUUCAUUGCGUUCUUUUUGGCCGAUGAACUCAAUUCUCUAGUCUAUUCAGUCCAAAAUUUAUAUUUCUUAUCUUGUGGUUAUGCCAAACAUUGGCCCGCGGAUGUAUUCUCCGUUUGUCAUUCUGGUAAAUCAUGGCCUUAUGCUUUAUUAGCUUGUUUACCCGCUGGAUCACGUUUCAUCCAAUGUCUGAAACGUUACCAUGAUUCGAAGUUGAAUAUCCACUUGAUCAAUGCUGGUAAAUAUUCAAGUGUGAUCCUUCAACAGUGUCUAUUCGUCUAUUGGAGAUCUAGAGGUAGUCUCAUCAACGAUAAAUCAUUGAUUGUCUGGCUUAUCUUCGCGAUCAUAAGUGCAGUGUACACGUCAACUUGGGAUCUCGUCAUCGAUUGGAGUUUGUUCAGACCUCAGGCGGGAUUGUUAAGGAAGGAUUUAGGUUAUUCGCAACGAUAUGUAUAUUAUCUAGCUAUGAUUAGCAAUGUCUUCAUUCGGUUUGUAUUCAUCUGGUAUCUACCUCUAUCGACGAAGAAUGUCAGAUUAAAAUCAUUCUUCUUCGCUUUGGCUGAGAUGAUGAGAAGAUGGCAGUGGAAUUUCUUCCGAGUGGAAACUGAACAUCUAGGUAACGCCGAUGCCUAUCGAGUCACACGUGAAAUCCCGUUACCCUACAGGCGAAUCAACAAUGACUCAGAUGAAGAUGGGGAUCAAGAGAUGGAUGGCGAAGUCCAGAAAGAGAAAAAGAAAAAUACGUUGUCUGUACAUCUGAAUCGACUGAGAUUGAGACAUAACAUUAGACAACAUCAGAAUACGGAUGAUGAAUCUUCAACUCCAGGCCACGGACAGGGAGAGGGAAGAGGACCUGAUGCGUUGAAUGCUGGUCCGAGAGGAUAUAGGGCAGAGAGGGAUUAUGAAGCUAGAAGACCGGGUGAUUGGAGUGGGGUGAAUUCGCCUAGAGGGGGUCAGGCUGUUUGA